AUGAUCAUGUAUUACUACACACUACGAAGAAGCUCACUUCUGCAUCCAUCACAUUUCUCUCUCAACUCCCCAUCUUUCUUUUAAAUCUCAAUCAUUUCUUAUGAUUUAAAGCCCAAAAAUUGCUUCUUUUCACAUCAUAAUCACUCUCGCUAUCAACUUCGAUCCCAAGAAAAUACAGAAAAGGGAUCACAUCCAUAUUCUUCCGCCUAUUGGUCUUGAAUUCUUUUUAUGCUUGGAAACGUUAUGGUUUUGAGCAGUUAAGAAAUGGCUGGUGAGAUUGGAGAACCAGUCAGACUUCAAUUUAAGGCUGAAUCUUUUCUUUCGGGAUCUAUAUCAUUUGGAAGGUUUGAAAGUGAAGAUCUAUGUUGGGAGAGGAGGUCAUCUUUCUCUCAUAAUAGGUAUCUUGAAGAGGUUGAAAAAUGCUCAAAGCCCGGUUCAGUUACUGAGAAGAAAGCUAUUCUUGAGGCUCAUUUUAGAAAGAAGGGGCUUUUUGGUCUUUGUUCCCCUGGAAGUCGGAGUGAGACAGAUUGCCAAACUAGUGAUAAUGAAGCUUCGGAGAAGAGAUGCUAUGAUGAUGACUUCAUGCACACACAUUCGCCAAAGCUUGAUGAAAGGCUGGAUGAUUCUGCUAGUGGAAGUGAGCAUGAAUUGAGGGAACAAGAAGCAGAAGUAUCUGGCUCAUCGAGUUUAGAUGCUCAAAUUGAAUAUUCAUGUGAUAACGCUAGAGAUGUCGACUAUUUUUCAGAACGUGGGAUGGUGGAAGAGGAGCAUCAUUCUAAACCGAGAAUGGACUCUAGAUUAGAGACAGAAGUGAAAGAAGCACUAGAUCUUGAUGCUGCUAAUUCAGAUACGGCUGAUGUAUCAAAUCCAGUCAUUGGCCUGCUCAGUGAUAAUCAGGCAGCUGAGGAAAAUAGAGAUGCCAGCCCAAAAGAACAAGUUUCAUCUUCUGAGGAAAAUGUUCCAUCACAAGCUGAACAUGUGAAGCCUAGAUUGGUACGUCGAGUUAGUGUUACACAGACUAGAAGGUACACAUCCAGCAAGGAAGUGUCCAAAUGUUCAGAAAAAAGACCUAGUAAAACAGUACAUAAUGUUCGGAUGAGACUAGAAGCAGAAAAGAAGAUUAAAGAUGCUACUGCUCAGGACAAAUACACAAAGCAGAAAUCCCUGAAACCCGAGCCUGAUUCAAAAGCAAAAUUUGUAGAUGAAAUCAAAAGGGGUGACAAAGAAUCAAGAAACAAAGGAAUUCAGGUCCCUCGGUCCUCUGCUCUGAGGGAAGGUCCCAGUAGAGUGCACCAAAGUGAAGACAGGAUGAAGUCUGUAGCUGGUGCGCCUCAACGAUAUAUAAAGCAGGAUACUUCAAGGUUCAGUUUCAAAUGCAAUGAACGUGCAGAGAGAAGGAAAGAGUUUGACAUGAAGAUUGAGGAGAAGAUUCAUGCAAGAGAAGCUGAGAGGCGAAAAAUUCAGGCAAAAGCUCAGCAAAAAACAGAAGCUGAAAUUAAACAGCUGCGGAAAACCUUAAACUUCAAGGCUACACCACUGCCAUCGUUUUAUUAUGGAGUCGAGCGUGAGUCGGUUCAAAACAAGACAUUGCUGCAGGGCAUAGCUAGAAACAUCAAACCACGACGAGCACAGACCAAAUGCUUAAGCAGUAGCAGCAUCUCUGAAAGGUCAAGAGUAAGCUCCACGGCAGGCACGAACAAAGUCUGUGCAGGUCCAAAGACAAUUAUUGAUCAAGCACAGGCGUCAGAGGCAACGAGCUGCCAUUCAACAGUAACGUCGGACAGCAGUCCGUCGUCCCCCGCUGCAGAAGCAGUAGCAAGUAGGCAGGUGGGUGGGAAGAAAGAAAGAGAGAGAGAUGGACAAGCUUACAAGUAUGCACAAUCAUAAAUCCCUUCAAGCCCAUAAAAUCUAACAAAAGGUAAUAUAAAUUGUAGUUGUUCGUCCAUCUCACAAGACUGUCUUUACUGAGACACUGGAUCUACUAUUUCUAUAAUUGUUUUAAAUUGUUAAUUUUCUCAUCACAUUAUACUGCAAAGAUGCUUUACCAA
Molecule: messenger RNA, 2048 nt
Organism: Salvia miltiorrhiza (redroot sage)
Lineage: Eukaryota; Viridiplantae; Streptophyta; Magnoliopsida; Lamiales; Lamiaceae
Product: protein WVD2-like 7
Exons: 10
Coding region: 265-1887 (540 amino acids)
Source: RefSeq, a predicted model, not a curated record